AAAUAGAAUAGCGGGUAGGGGAAUAGCGGGUCGCCGGCUUAUACAUGAGUUAGGUAGUAUUCAGUAGUGAGGCCUCCGUGAGGGCCGUAGUGAUCUAACAACAGGUGUUUGAGGUUUGACACUGCGAUUCCGGUUUCCUUCAUUUCUACUAGUGUUCACAUUAGUAUUCUUUUCAUUAUCGAAUAUAUUCCAAAUUAAUAAAACUCGUGGUACAUUGACCGCGAAGAAAACAUAAUUGUAAAUAAUCGUAAUGAUGUCGGAGACCGUUGUGACGAUGGACGGUUCCAGCAACAAUCCCAGCAACAAUCCUCGACAGGUGCCUACCGUGAAGACAGAACCGGUUCAACCUAGCCCUCUAGCAGACAUUAAAUUGAACGUGCCCUACUUCAUGACGAUACCCGGUAUUAUUAAACUCGUACAAGUGAUUCUUGGUAUAAUAUGCAUGAUAUGCGCAUCACCGGCUUAUGCCCCUGCAACCCAUUGGUUUCUAUUUGUCAUCGUAACAGCUUUCAUCGCCACUCUGUUAUGGUGUUUUAUUUAUUUGCUGUCGAUUCGGGAGGCGCUUAAAUUACCUAUCAAUUGGAUUUUAACGGAAAUGUUGAAUACGUCGAUAUUCACCGUACUUUACAUGAUUGCUUUCAUCGCACAGUUAUCUGCGUGGAGUGCGUUAAAUCAUAUAUACACAUCUAGAAAUAUUGCUGCAGGGAUAUUCGCAAUCUUUAACACGCUGGCGUACGCUGCCGGGACGUAUUUCCUCUACGUGGAAUGGAGAAGCAGCAGUAACACGCACUGAAGGGAAACAUAGGUACUCGAUACAAUAUUAGGUACCUGAAGAGCACCUACGACAAAGCUACUACAUUCGGGUUGUCAGCGUUCAUUCGUUCAUUCAACGACCGAUGACGGCCAUAAGGUUGUAAAAAAGAUCAAUGGGUCGAAGCUAGUCUAACCAGGCCCCAACUUGAUCGUGUGUGGUAGCUUAACAAGAAACUCUUAUGUGUACGUGCCUUAAAAAUUAGUUUCGACGAAUUGGUGGGUCGCGCCAAUUUGUGAUUACAUAGUUUUCUGGGAUUAUUCUCUGCCCGGAUAAAUGUAAAGAGGAAUGAAUUGAAUUCACUUGUUCAGGACGGGUUGCGUCAGAGAUAUCGACGAUUUCUUAAGUUUUUUGUUUUCACGAGUUUCGUCGAUUCUCUUCGUUACGUGAUUCAAUCUUUCACUGUAUAAACUGAUGUGCUAAGAAGGG
Molecule: messenger RNA, 1240 nt
Organism: Apis florea (little honeybee)
Lineage: Eukaryota; Metazoa; Arthropoda; Insecta; Hymenoptera; Apidae
Product: dynein axonemal intermediate chain 3
Biological process (GO): cilium movement involved in cell motility; inner dynein arm assembly
Cellular component (GO): inner dynein arm
Molecular function (GO): dynein light chain binding; dynein heavy chain binding
Source: RefSeq, a predicted model, not a curated record